AUGGCUUCCUACCACCUAAUAAUCUUCCUAUCUUUCAUUAUAACUCUAUAUUCCUUUAAAUCCACAAACUCCCUCAAGUUCUCUGUCACCAACUCCGCCGUAAACACCACGGGCGGCAUCCGUUUCGACCUUGAAAUCGGAACUUCCACCGCAGAGAAUACUCUAAAAACAACCACCGAUUUCAUUUUCAAAAUCUUCCAACAAUUCAAAGACGCCGACCGAAAGACCGUACACAACAUCCGUCUCUUCAUCGAUGCCAAAUACGACGCAGUUUCCUACACUUCCGGCACCGACAUCUUCAUUGCCGCUAACCACAUUGCUACGUAUUCCGGCGACCUGAGGAAUGAGGUCGCCGGAAUUUUGUACCAGCAGCUGACCCACGUGUGGCAGUGGGCUGGUAACGGUGAGGCGCCAGCUGGGCUUAUAGAAGGGGUGGCGGAAUUCGUUAGGCUGAAAUCUGGUUUUGUCUCCGGCGAGUGGGCGGCAGCGGGAGAUGGUGAUCGGUGGGAUGAGGGCCACGGCGGGGUGACGGCGAGGUUUCUGGAGUAUUUGGAGGGGUUGGGGAGUGGGUUUGUGGCGGAGCUUAACCGGAAAAUGAGAAAUGGCUACAGUAAAGAUUACUUUGUGGAGCUGAUGGCGGCAACGGCCGACGAGCUUUGGGCGGAGUACAAGGCGGAGUACGGCAAAAUGAUUAAUACUAAUUAG
Benincasa hispida (wax gourd) is the source of this 705-nucleotide messenger RNA. RefSeq lists its product as uncharacterized. NCBI's taxonomy places the organism in Eukaryota, Viridiplantae, Streptophyta, Magnoliopsida, Cucurbitales, Cucurbitaceae. The record is from RefSeq and is a predicted model, not a curated record.